Messenger RNA from Manihot esculenta (cassava), 1604 nucleotides. RefSeq names its product SH3 domain-containing protein 2. NCBI's taxonomy places the organism in Eukaryota, Viridiplantae, Streptophyta, Magnoliopsida, Malpighiales, Euphorbiaceae. The record is from RefSeq and is a predicted model, not a curated record. Bases 189 to 1304 code for a protein of 371 amino acids. The transcript is spliced from 10 exons. Gene Ontology annotation, molecular function: protein binding.
GCCACAGGAUAACACCUUUGCUUUCUGUAAUUUGAAAGAGGCAUUGACGUCUCCUGUACAAGGACACCCAAAAGACCGAGCGAUUUCUUCUUGUGCGUAACAAAUCCACAUUUCAUCUCUUCUUCUCUCUCAUUUACACCUCCAAACUCAAAAAGAUAAAAUCAACCACUCUGAAUCAUCUCCUGUGAAUGGAAGCAAUUCGAAAACAAGCCACAAAGCUUCGAGAACAGGUCGCUAAGCAGCAACAGGCUGUUCUCAAACAGUUUGGGGCUGGUGGAUAUGGAAGUUCAGACAAUGUUAUUACUGAUGAGGCAGAACUCCACCAACAUCAGAAACUUGAGAAGCUUUAUAUAUCAACACGUGCUGGAAAGCAUUUCCAACGGGACAUUGUUCGUGGUGUAGAAGGAUAUAUUGUCACUGGAUCCAAACAAGUUGAGAUAGGAACAAAGUUGUCAGAGGAUAGCAGGAAAUAUGGUGCUGAAAAUACAUGUACUAGUGGUAAUACAUUAUCGAAGGCUGCACUAAAUUUUGGACGUGCUCGUGCUCAGAUGGAGAAGGAACGCGGUAAUCUACUAAAAGCUUUUGGUACACAGGCUGCAGAGCCUUUAAGAGCGAUGGUAAUGGGAGCUCCAUUGGAGGAUGCUCGACAUCUUGCACAACGUUAUGACAGAAUGCGACAAGAAGCAGAAGCUCAGGCUAUUGAAGUUUCCAAACGGCAGGCAAAAGUGAGAGAAAUGCCCGGAAGUCCUGAGCUUGCCAUGAAAUUAGAAGCUGCAGAAUCAAAACUGCAAGACCUGAAGUCAAACAUGGCUGUAUUGGGGAAAGAAGCAGCUGCAGCAAUGGCUGCUGUUGAAGCUCAACAACAGAGGUUAACUCUCCAGCGACUUAUUGCAAUGGUCGAAGCAGAACGUACUUAUCACCAGAGAGUUGUUCAGAUACUUGAUCAGCUUGAAAAUGAGAUGAUAUCUGAACGACAACGAAUUGAAGCACCUCCUGCCCCAAGUGUGGAGAACAACAUGCCACCACCACCUCCAUAUGAAGAAGUAAAUGGUGUAUAUGCUUCUCAAUCACAUAAUGGCUUAACAGAUGGCAUGGGUUACUUUUUGGGGGAGGUUAUGCAUUCUUAUCAAGCUGAAUCUGAUGUGGAGCUGACUUUAUCAGUUGGCGAUUACGUUGUUGUUCGAAAGGUCACAAACAAUGGCUGGGCUGAAGGAGAAUGCAAAGGGAAAGCAGGUUGGUUUCCAUUUGGAUACAUAGAAAGAAGGGAACGAGUUCUAGCAAGCAAAAUAGCUGAAGUGUUUUAGAGCUUUCUGCUGGAUUUGGAUGAGGGUUUUGUGUGGCUUGAUUUGCUCUGCAAAUACUCAAAUGUUGAGGAUGUAUGGUCACAAAAUAGAAUGCCAUAGCUUUCCUCCGUGUGGUCUACAUGGCAACAUUUUCUUGUGUUUUUAUUAAUAUAUGAAUGUAUUAUUUGUUGAUUUUAUUUUAUUUUAUUUUUUUUUCUUUUUGUUGAAAGAAUGUGACCAAGAUUUUGACCUAAAUUUGUUGAUAUUGUGAAUGAUGAUUUGAAGAAACCCAUUACAAGCAGCUAUCUGCGUACUCAACCA